AUGUCUGAUGUUGAUUCUGACAUAGAAAAUUUAAUACCAUUAGUAACACAUAAUGUACCUGAUAAUCACCUCGAUAUAUCGAAUAUGGUGACCGAAAAAUAUCAAUAUAAAAUCAUUAAAAAUACAUCACAAUUGAUUAAGUCAGAUGUAUGGAGUACAUUUGGCUUUCCAAGCAAAUUACAAAAUGGUAAGCAUCAUGCCAUAUCUGGAUUUGUUAGUUGUUCUAAUUGUUAUAAAACAUUAUCAUAUGAUGGUAGUACGAAAUAUAUGAAGAAACAUAAAUGUUUAGAUUUAAAUGUAUCAAUUAGUAUUGAAAAAAAUACAUGUCUAUUAAUAAUUGAUAAAUAUAUGGGAAAAAAAGUUAUUAUUCAAAAACAUGACAAGGAAAAAUUGCAGGAGAAAAUCGUUCUUUGGUCUUGUUUGUCAAUUAGACCAUUUACUAUUGUUGAAGAUCCUGGUUUUACUGAAGUUGUAAAGGAAGCAAUUACUCUUGGUCAAAAAUAUUAUGGUGAUAUCAAUGUUGAAAAUUUAAUUACAACUGCUAAAACAAUUGGAAAUAACGUUCAUCCAAUUGCUGAAGAUUAUCGACGUGCACUAAAGCCGAUUCUUAUUAGUCAAGCAGAUGCUGGUUGCUUAUGUAUAAUACCUGAUCUUUGGUCUGAUAAGGUCAACUUGUACAUCCUUUUGUCUGGUGGUAUUGGUUAUCGUAUAUCUAAUGCAUUUAUUGGCACUGUACUUAAAGCUUACUCAUAUCACUAUCCGCUUGAAUUAAGUGUUGAAGAUAUUUGGGUGGUAAUUACUCAAGGUGUUGGUAUACAUCUUAAUGAAAAUGCUGAAAAAUAUCGUCAAUUUUUUGUCUCGCAUGAAGGUAAAAAGGUAUUAGUGGUGGCAGUAGACGAUCUUGUAAUUUCGAUUGAUGAGAGAGUAUCAAAAGGAAAUCUAACAAUACCAGCGAUCUAUUGGCCGAAAGCUGUGCGUCGAAUGGGUGAUUUGAUCAAAGCAAAUAUAAAAGUCGACCUUGCUACUGUAAUCACGCAGCCUUUUUCACAAACAACAACUGUACAACAAGCGGUGUUCGAUGCAUGUUUAAUGGACACUGUUAAAAAUUAUUUUGACUACAGGUUCUCUAUCUUAUGUGGUAUUCCACAAGUUACAUUGGUGGCUCGAUCCACUUCUUUUGCAUGUACAAAAACUCAAAGAGAGCGCUCAAGGAAAUCCGGACAUUAUUUGAUGGUGGAAAACUCUCUAUGA
Rotaria sp. Silwood2 is the source of this 1251-nucleotide messenger RNA. NCBI's taxonomy places the organism in Eukaryota, Metazoa, Rotifera, Eurotatoria, Philodinida, Philodinidae. The record is from the annotation of a GenBank genome assembly.